This is a messenger RNA of Manis pentadactyla (Chinese pangolin), 1335 nucleotides long. RefSeq names its product transforming growth factor beta receptor 3 like (gene TGFBR3L). The record is from RefSeq and is a predicted model, not a curated record. NCBI's taxonomy places the organism in Eukaryota, Metazoa, Chordata, Mammalia, Pholidota, Manidae.
AGCGCCUCUGCUGCUGGCUCCCCGCGGGUACAGCAUGCUGGGCACCACGCUUCUGCUUCUGGCCCUGCUCCCGGGGACCACCACCUUGCCCAGCAGGCCACCUGCGACGCAGGGGACCUGGCCGCGUCGACCCCUUUUCAGCUUGGAGCUGUUGGACGCGGAGGACGCCUUCCCGCGCGGCGCGGGGCCGCUCGAGGUCCCGGCCGACAGCCGCGUCUUCGUACAGGUGCGGGUGAGGGCACGUGCCAGGGCCCGGUGGGCGGCAGGUGCGGGGGCCGAUCCUGAUCGCCGCCCAUCCCCUGAGCCCGUUCUGGCGUUUCUGCACGGGGGCUGCCCCGCCGACUCCUCGGUCGCCUUCCCUCCACCGUCGCCCCCCGCUCUGGGGGACUCCCGCCCCACACGCUUCAGUUUCCGCCGGCGCCAGGUCUCCAACGCCUCGGUGCAGUUCCUGCACUGCCAGCUGAGUCGCUGCUGCCGCCUCCGGGAAGCCCGACGGACGCCCGCGCCUCUGACGCUGCCGCCACCGUCGCAGAUGCGCGGGCGCGUAGCCAGGAAUCGGGGCGCCGGGGCCACUCCUGGGCUGUGUCUGCCUCAGGAUGAGGCGUGCGCGGGCGCCGGCCGCGGCCGCGGCGAGAGCCUGGGUGCCGACAGCCCCCACCAGCACACGCUGACGCAGCCCAUCAUGGUCACCGUGCCGCGGCCGCCCCCCCCUGUCGGCGCUGUUCUCCCCACAGAGCCACCCAAGGGCGUCCCGGGCCGACCCAUGCGCCCCAAGCCUGCCGUGCCGACCACGGCGGCCCUGGAGCCCGCGCCGGUGGUGGCGCUGGUGUUGGCCGCCUUUGUGCUGGGCGCCGCGCUGGCCGCGGGGCUUGGCCUCGUCUGCGCGCACCCAGGUACUAACCUCCGCCCUCUGGGACCUCCUUCCGGGCCCAGUCUGUUCGCGCGCGUCGGGAUCCGAGGCGGCCGCUAUCCCUGCGCAGGCCCUGACCGUCCCCAGACCUGCGUCCGCUGCUCCCGUAGCCGCCCCCAGGGGGCGCCCGACUCGGGCGCUACGCGCAGCACCCCCGCUGCUCCCCAGACCGCCUCUCCCUUCCAGCGUCCCCAGCACCCCAGCCCGCGCCCGAGAGACUCGCCCAGCGGCCCCCAGCCCAGGAGGUCCCAGUGAGGCAGGGAUGGCGCGCCCCAGCAGGGUCCAGAGACGCAUCAGCCACGGCCUCGGUCCAGGCCCGCCGGUACUUAACCGGCCUCCGUGGAUCUCGCACCUGAUGGGACCACGGUCCCUGCACACCCCUCUCCCACCCGGUCUCAAAAUAAACAUCUGACCUGACCUGCAGA